AUGCAAAUUACCCCGUCACUCGAUUUACUGUCCAUAAUUCUAGAAAACGAGGAAUCCUUGAAUAAACGAGCUGGUGGUGGCAAGUUCCGGAUGCGGGAUAUUCUCCUGAACAGCUAUCUCAACAGAGUUUGAUGUCCGCGACUCACGUCACCAACUGUUGAAGGAGUUCCACCGGCUAGGGAUUGCAGAUAUAUUCUUUUUUGGCAGUGUGUUGCGAAUAAAUCAAUACUGAUACAUUAA
Molecule: messenger RNA, 240 nt
Organism: Haemonchus placei
Lineage: Eukaryota; Metazoa; Nematoda; Chromadorea; Rhabditida; Trichostrongylidae
Source: the annotation of a GenBank genome assembly